Messenger RNA from Cottoperca gobio, 2328 nucleotides. RefSeq names its product arrestin red cell. Bases 271 to 1515 code for a protein of 414 amino acids. The record is from RefSeq and is a predicted model, not a curated record. Gene Ontology annotation, cellular component: cytoplasm. Gene Ontology annotation, biological process: signal transduction; positive regulation of ERK1 and ERK2 cascade; G protein-coupled receptor internalization. Lineage: Eukaryota; Metazoa; Chordata; Actinopteri; Perciformes; Bovichtidae. Gene Ontology annotation, molecular function: angiotensin receptor binding. The transcript has 17 exons.
GCAACGUGAUCUGCAGCCACAGCACACACACACACACACACACACUCACACACACACACUCACGGAUAGAUUCUGCCUUUGCGGAAGCCAGAGGAGCCGAGGCGGCGCUAAAUUAAAUUAGCAUACUAACUAGUUAGCUCUGCGCCGAUGUGGAUGGACGGGUGAAGCGGACGGAGCUCCCUGAAGAACAGCACGGUUUGAUAAAGGCACGACUCCGCCGGGUCCGGGCUCAUUUUGUCGGGAUCUUCCUGCCGUCCGCCUGCCGAGGAGAUGGGGGACAAGGCGGGCACCAGAGUUUUCAAGAAGUCGAGCCCCAACUGUAAGGUGACGGUUUACCUGGGAAAGAGAGACUUCGUGGAUCACCUGGACCACGUGGACGCAGUAGACGGAGUGAUCCUCGUGGACCCCGAGUAUCUGAAGGACAGGAAAGUCUUCGUCACACUCACCUGUGCGUUUCGUUAUGGCCGUGAGGAUCUGGACGUCCUGGGUCUGUCGUUCAGGAAGGAUCUCUACAUCUCCACCUUCCAGGCCUUCCCUCCUGUGCCCGAGGAGAAGAAGCCCAACAGCCGCCUGCAGGAGAGGCUGCUGAAGAAACUGGGCCAACAUGCACAUCCCUUCUACUUCACUAUCCCUCAGAACCUCCCAUGUUCAGUCACUUUACAGCCCGGCCCAGAGGACACCGGGAAGGCCUGCGGCGUCGACUUUGAGAUCAGAGCGUUCUGCGCCAAGUCGAUAGAAGAAAAGAUUCACAAGAGGAACUCGGUGCGUCUGGUGAUCAGGAAGGUUCAGUACGCGCCGGAGAAGCCCGGACCUCAGCCCAUGGUGGAGACGACCCGCAGCUUCCUGAUGUCUGACAGAUCCCUACACCUGGAGGCCUCGCUGGACAAGGAGCUGUAUUACCACGGAGAGCCAAUCAGCGUCAACGUUCACGUCACCAACAACUCCACCAAGACCGUGAAGAGAGUCAAAAUCUCCGUGCGUCAGUAUGCAGACAUCUGCCUGUUCAGUACUGCCCAGUAUAAAUGUCCAGUGGCCCAGCUGGAGGCGGAUGACCAGGUGUCGUCCAGCUCCACCUUCUGUAAGGUCUACACCUUGACCCCAACGCUCGACAAGAACAGGGAGAAGAGAGGACUCGCUCUGGAUGGCAAGCUCAAACAUGAAGACACCAACCUGGCCUCCUCCACCAUAGUGAAGGACAUCACCAACAAGGAGGUUCUGGGGAUCCUGGUGUCCUACAGAGUCAAAGUGAAGCUGGUGGUCUCACGUGGAGGGCUGCUGAGAGGCAUGUUGGACAGAGACGUGUCGGUGGAGCUGCCCUUCAUCCUGAUGCACCCUAAACCUGUGGAGCCGCCGCUGUCGCGCCCGCAGUCUGCUGUGCCGGAGAUGGACCCCCCCAUCGACACCAAUUUGAUAGAGUUCGACACAAACAUCUCCCAGGACGACGACUUCGUCUUCGAGGACUUCGCCCGCCUGCGGCUCAAAGGAGUCGUGGACGACAAAGACGAGGACUGCUAGGAGCUCGCCAACGCUUCACACACACACACACACACACACACACACACACACACUCUUCAAGUUACAUUCCCCGGUGGAGGGGGUGGAUGAGGGCAUGUUUGGACGGAGGCUCGGUGGUGUUCUUCCCCUCAUUUUCGUCGUGCCGCCGCCAUUUUUCGCCGCCGUCUUCUCCAUCUGUCUUUCUCUGUUUCUCUGUUUCGCUGAAGAACUCUUCGUGUUGCAGCUGCAGGACCGACGUGUUGGUGACACGUGAUCCAUCAGCUGAAGUGUAGAAGAAGAAAACAAGAUGUGUAGGGAGCUGCAGCGCUCGUACGCUUUUACUUUGAAAAUCUUUUUUGAAUGUCGAUCACCAUCUUGUACAAACAGAAUAUAUAUUUGAAACAUAGAAAAAAAAAUCUUCUACGAGCAAGUGAGAGAUCUGUGUUCAGUGGUGAUCAACGCUUUCACGUCAACUAAAUACUCCAGAUGCUUCACAUCCUGGCAGCGAGGGGAGGACACACACACACACACACACACACACACACACACACACACUCAGCAGUCAGAUUUCACCAGCAUCCUCUCUUGUCACUCUGAACCCUGUCGUCCAUUUUGUAAAAAUGUUUGUUCUGUGAGCCGCACUGUUUUUCUUUUUCUUUUAUUUUGAAAGAACCAUUCCAGCGUUUACAGAGUUUCCUGUUUUUUUUAUUUAAAACUAUAUUUUUCCAUCUUUCUUGUGUUAAAUAAUCAGUCAUUUUUCUUUGUCAUCAGAUUUCAUUACAAAUCGUAAUAUUACCAAAAUAAAGUUAUAAUUUUACAAGAAAAACUCACAAA